UAAGGAAGCGUCUCAGGUAGAUUUCUCAUUGUUGUUUGGAUGUCUUUCACCUGAAACGCAGCUUUUAUCCUCCACUUUUCUCCAGUGUUCUCACCUGUUCAUCAGCGCGAGGUGUUUCUGAACCAGGUCUCAGGCUCGAAAAUGACAUUCCCAGAACAAAUGACCAUAUCUUCCCUUCUGAAAGGGGCAGUGGAUGCAGCAUUAGAUGCAUAGUUCUCCCAGCUGUUCCCUCAGCCUCCCCCUCUCCCCCCUCUGCUCGGCUGGAAGAGGAAGUGAGAGUUUAUCUGCAGAGGAGAAACAGGAAGUGAGAAACACCAACACAGCCUCAGACCCGUCCGUCAUGGCGUCCGUCCUGAGCUUCUACCUGAGCUACCUGCUGCUGCUGAGCCUGAGUGUGUGUGUGUUGGUGUGUGUGUGUGUGUGGAGCAGCGUCUGGCGGGGGGGCUUUGCGUGGGACGGGUCAGCGCUGCAGUUUAACUGGCAUCCAGUCCUGAUGGUGAGCGGCCUGCUGCUGCUCUAUGGGAACGGAGCGGUGUUGUACCGCGUCCCGCUGACCUGGGGUCAGAACAAGUUGCCCUGGAAGCUUCUUCACGCCGGCCUCAUGCUGCUCGCUCUCAUCUUCUCCAUUGUCGGUCUGUGUGCCGUGUUCGACUUCCACAACAAGAACAAGACGCCCAACCUGUACUCUCUGCACAGCUGGAUCGGGAUCGCUGCCACGGCUCUGUUCGCCCUGCAGUGGGUGUUUGGUGCGGGGGUGUUCCUCCUCCCCUGCUCCCCCCCCUCGCUGAGAGGCUUCCUGAAGCCCCUCCAUGUGUGGAUGGGGGGGGGCAUCCUGGGGCUCAGCGUCGCCGCCUGCAUCUCCGGCAUCAACGAGAAACUCUUCUUUGUUCUUAAAGCAGGUCCCUCGUAUUCGGAACUUCCCUCCGAGGCCGUGUUGGGGAACUCGUUGGGAGUUUUGAUCGUUGCCUUCGGACUCGUGGUCAUGAGGAUUCUGUCCAAUCAGAACUGGCAGAGACCGGACUCCAGGCCUGAGGAUCUGGUGUACACGCCGUUGCUUCAAGAAGAAAACGAAUGAAGGAAAUACAAAAUGUCUCAAACCAAAACCAGUCCCACCAUCACACAUCUCAUUUCCACUCAUUCAUUUAAUCUGAAUGUACAAACAGUGUGAGAACUAUCCGUCUGUUGUGGUGUAAAUAUUUAUUGAGAUAAUAUUUAAGAAUAAAAGAGUUUUCCUCUAA
Trematomus bernacchii (emerald rockcod) is the source of this 1238-nucleotide messenger RNA. Its product is annotated as cytochrome b ascorbate-dependent protein 3. The record is from RefSeq and is a predicted model, not a curated record. Bases 206 to 1075 code for a protein of 289 amino acids. Gene Ontology annotation, cellular component: lysosomal membrane. Lineage: Eukaryota; Metazoa; Chordata; Actinopteri; Perciformes; Nototheniidae. Gene Ontology annotation, molecular function: oxidoreductase activity. The transcript has 8 exons.